AUGCCUCGCUUGGUGCUGCAGGACUUUGUGGCUUGCGUCCUGCUCAUCUUCUGGACAUACACGCUGACACAGGACUUUGAAUACUAUGAGUUCUACGCAGGAGUCGGAAACCUUUGCCGACAGGCACGAGCUUGUGGGUAUAAGGCCCUUCGUUUCGACAUUUUGGACAAUGUCAAACCUUAUGACCGCAAGACCAACUUCAUGGAUAUCAAUUCUCCUUCGGGAUUUGCGUUGGCUGUGAUAUCCCUACUCCGAGCUCGAGCUCGUGAUUUCUCAGCUCAUUUUGCGCUGAAGUGCGCUUCCUUCUGUAAGAUGAAUGUGGGCACAUCAAAACGGUCACCCUGUUCAAGCACUGGUUUUACUGACUACAAGUCGGUUUCUGAUUCCAACAGGAUGGCAGAAAGGACGUGCCUGCUCAUUCUUCUCUGCACAGCGCUUGAGGGAGCCUGGACGCUGGAGCAGCCGGAUGGGUCGGUUCUGGAAUUUCUUCCAGCUUUCAGAACGAUGUUGCAAAGCAUUUUUGCUUGUGGUGGGGUCCAUGCUGUAGCAAAGGUCAAGUGGUGGAUGCAGCACUACCAAGGUCCAACACCAAAGCGCCACUAUGGGUACAGCAACUCAAGGGCGGUAUUGACCCUGGAUAAGGGGAAACUCAAAAAACAUCAGAGAAAACCCAAGGACCAACGAAUCCGGACAGCUGAUGUUUACAAAGAUGGGAAUGGUGUCAAAAGAUACAAGGGAAAUGCAAACCUUCGUCCUACUCAGAUUUACCCAAUGCCAUUCGCACGGCACGUCAUCGAUAGCCUGGAGUCCAUGAAAGCCACCUGCAAGGGAGCUCCUGCAUUGCCCAGUGAAGUGCCGGAUGCCAGGGACAGUUUCACCCAAUGGCCGGUUGUCAAUUCUGAGGAUUGGCAAUUUAGUGCAAUGGCAGAAGUCUUUCAAUAUCUGCGGGGGAACCGCCAUUUAGAUAUCCCCCAGCAGUGGCGUGGGAUUAUCCCGGACCGUCUUGGGUAG
Cladocopium goreaui is the source of this 1011-nucleotide messenger RNA. Lineage: Eukaryota; Dinophyceae; Suessiales; Symbiodiniaceae. The record is from the annotation of a GenBank genome assembly.